This is a messenger RNA of Cucumis melo (muskmelon), 432 nucleotides long. RefSeq lists its product as uncharacterized. The transcript has a single exon. The record is from RefSeq and is a predicted model, not a curated record. The coding region runs from base 1 to 432 and encodes 143 amino acids. Lineage: Eukaryota; Viridiplantae; Streptophyta; Magnoliopsida; Cucurbitales; Cucurbitaceae.
AUGGCGGCGAAGGUGAUCUCCGGAAAGGAACAGAUGGCUCCAGUGACGCAACACAGCGGCCAAAUAAUCGACGUGGAGUCCGUAAAAUGCGAGUGUUGUGGAUUGACGGAGGAGUGCACUCCGGCGUACAUCGGCCGUGUGCGGGAGCGGUACGAAGGGCGUUGGAUUUGUGGACUCUGUGCGGAGGCCGUGAAAGACGAAUCUCUCAGAUCUCAUAGCAAUAUCACUACCGGUGAAGCUGUUAAGAGACAUAUGAAGUUUCACAAAGCUUUCAAAUCUUCAAUUCCUCCUCUGAAUCCGACGGAGGAUUUGAUUUCAGCUAUGAAACAGCUUCUCCGACGAUCGCUGGACUCUCCGAAGAAGGACGGUUCACGAUCACUUGGCCGUUCAAAUAGCUGUUUCUCCGCCAUUCCGGGCCGGCGAAGUCAUUAA